Messenger RNA from Staurois parvus, 312 nucleotides. The record is from the annotation of a GenBank genome assembly. NCBI's taxonomy places the organism in Eukaryota, Metazoa, Chordata, Amphibia, Anura, Ranidae.
GCGAUCGCCAAGGAACACCGACAGGGGAGAGGUCUGUAUGUAAACAAUAAAGAUCUCUCCCCUGUAAGUACCAGCACUCUGCUUUGUAUUGCAGUGCAUAGCAGAGCAAUAAUAAAGCACAAACAGACAAACUAGUAAAACAGCCCACAUCCCACAGUUAACCCUAUGAUUGCCCCAGAUGUUAAUCCCUUCCUGCCCAGUGUCAUUAGUACAGUGUCAGUGCUUUUUAUUAGCACUGAUCACUGUCAGUGGGGAUGUCAGUGACAAUUAGUCAGUUCCCCACAGUGUCAGAAUGCCCACCGCAGUCCUCGC